AUGAGUUCAAGCGAUUCAGACUCGGACUUUGAAACACAAGAUAUCGAAUUUAUCGACUUCUCUAAAGAAAUAUCUUCAAGUAAUCAAGAGACUCAACAAGAAAUCAUAGUUCAACCACCUCCUGUAAUAAAAACAGAUGAUGUCAUUACUCCAUUUGUUCCUCCACAAACACCAGUUGUUAUCACUCAAAACAAUGAAGAGAAAAUAAAAGAAGAAGUUGAACUAACACCACCAAGUCUCAUGAUCCCUGAAGAUCCUCUUCCACCAAUAAAAGAAGACGAAGAAGUCAAAAACACUGAAUACCAAACACAAAAACAACUCUUCGUUCAAAGUGGUAAUAAACUCAUGACGAAUGUUACCAAAGUUACUCAAGAGGAAAAGAUUGAAGAGCCACAACAAGAUGUGGCAAUUAAGAGAAGGAGUUUCCCACAACAACUGACUGUAACAAAGACUCAAUUGAAUGAAGAAGAUAUUCCAAAGAUAUUUAAAAGAGUCGCGUCGCCAAUUAACGACUUCAUCACUGACAAACCAAAAGAUGUCACUGACAUAGCCAAACCAAAAAGUCUCUCAACAAUCGACUAUACCCAAUUCUGGACUGAAAUAUCUAAAAGCCAAAUCGACGCACUUUGGAACGAAAACUUUAAGAUCGCAUUCUUCUCGAGAACAGUUACAGUGAAAAAUCCACUUCCUGUCGUUGUGAAAACGCCAGCCACCGCGUUGCGAGACAGCGACGCCGAAUAUUUGGAAUUCAGAAGAUAUCAGGAGUACCUCAUCUAUUGCAAAGAAAGUCAAUUAAGACACAUCACGAAUGGGUAUCUCUUUAAAGACGCUGGUUUCGCAAAAUGGGCUGAAGGCUCUUUGAUGUUUUCUGAUGAUAUUGAUAGCCAAGAAUUACUGUUAACCACAGCGAAAUCUGCAGUGAAGAUACCAUACAUCGACUCACAUUACAAAGGAAUCACCGCCGAGUUUUGGAAAACGUUUCAGUCGAAGGCAUACAAGAAGGACCAGAAUUAUAUUGAAUUUGAGAGGUGUUUGAAGUAUUAUUUGAUAUCGAAAACACACCCGGAAUACACACGAAAUCUGGUUAAAACAUAUCUAGUAGGAACUGAAUGGGAAGAGAGUCAGAAAGUGUUGGAUUUAAUAUUUGAUGUGCCCGACGAACGUAUUAAAGAGAGUGUUAAUGCAAGUGGAAUACACUCGGAAACUAUUGCUUCAGUAAAUCAAUUCUCGAAUAUACCAUUUGCAUCUACAACAUCAGUUUCAAGCGCAACAGGAUUUAAGAAUGGCACCAUGUGUGACACUCAAAGAAUCGGAGCUACUACAGUCAACUGUGUUCACCAACAAAAUCAACAACUCCCUUAUGCGCUUAUUCCUCAACAAAACCAGAAUCUUCAACAGGUCGUUCAUCAACAAAUUCCUCAAUCGCAAACAGUGCAAUAUAGUCAACCACAACUCCCACCACCUAUUAAUACAAUACCUCCAGUCGCAAAAACUGAAAUUACGGUGCAAAGUAAUAUCAUCCCACCUCCUACAAAUCUCCCACCACCUAAAAUAACGACUGAAGUCACACCAAUUCCAUUUAAAGAUAAAAAGAAGCCACUAAAGCCACAGGACGAAAAAACAAAAAAGGACGUCAUUGAGAAACUUAAAAAGGAGACUACGUGGGGAGACGCACUUAUUCAAACUCGAGUGGAUACUCUUCUGUUUGUUUAUCUCGAGAACAUUGGAUAUAUAUACAAAACAUUUGGAUACUUCUUCAAAAGUGCGGACUUUGACUUGUUCUGUAAAACUAUGGAAGAGAUGAACAAUGAACACCUUUUCGAAUUGAACAUCCCAGACACAUUCUUUUUAGAAUUGAGCAAAGAGAAAAUGGAAAAUUGGAAAACACGAACGAUCGCAUUUAAGAAGCAGACUAACGAUAAGUCGAAGUCACAACCAAUGACAGGUACACUCGGACAAAUUAGUCAACAAAAAGACCCAAGAGAAAAGAGAGGAUACCUCUUCCAACUCAAAGAAAUAGUUGGAAAGUUUUAUCAAGAGACUGCUAAAAAGGACAUAGAAGCUGUGAAAAGGGAUCCUCGGAUUGUCCAAUAUACUCAACACGUCCUAGAUGCCACUUAUAAGUCGGGACGAUUUGAAGAGCUUCUUCGAGUGAUUGAUGACUUACACGUGAUGGUAGGCAAGUGUGUGGACAACCCAGAUUUGGUUAUCAGAAGCAUCAAGUUUUUAGAAGAGAGAACGACAAAAGACACUUUUGAAAAGAUCAAAUCGCCGUUGUUUAAAAAUGAAAUCGACAAGCUCUUCAAUGGUGACGGCAACCUCAUAAGUAGUGAAGACGAAUUCCAACAAACGAUAAUAAGACUACUUGCUUAA
Messenger RNA from Entamoeba invadens IP1, 2373 nucleotides. RefSeq lists its product as hypothetical. The record is from RefSeq and is a predicted model, not a curated record. Lineage: Eukaryota; Evosea; Mastigamoebida; Endamoebidae. The coding region runs from base 1 to 2373 and encodes 790 amino acids. The transcript is spliced from 3 exons.